AAAUCAAAGCUAAACGAAUCCAUGUUUUUGAGUGCUCAUAUAGAAUUUAGUCAAAUGUCAUAUGAUUUCUUUCCCUUGUAAAAGAACCAAUAUAUAGAGUGAAUAUGAAUAUAUGAUCGAACUGGAAGCUGAAUAACCAUUCCAUUUGUCUAACAGCUUUUAACACGUCAUUUCUUUCAUCUUUUCAAUUUCAUUUAUUUAUUUAUUUAUUUAUUUCUCGCUAGUGUUUUCUCUCUCUCUCUUUCCUUUCGUAAGCUCUCUUCACUAAAUGCCAACACUAUAAAUAUAAGACUCGUGGACCAGCUCUCUUCCCAUUCCAUUUUCACGUUUUACGUUUCCCCUUUCUAUUCUCUCUUUUGUCCAUCUUUUCUUCCACCCAUUUCUCAGUUCUUCAUUUUCAUUUCAAUUCCCAUCAUGGAGGACGCUAAAGUUGAUGGAACCAUUUCUGUCGCAUCUGCAUUUGCUGCUCACCAUGAAGUUGUACAGGAUAGAGACCAUGAAUUCUUAACAAAAGCUGUGGAAGAAGCAUACAAAGGAGUUGACAGUGGACAUGGAGGCCCAUUUGGUGCUGUUGUUGUUCGAAACAAUGAAGUAAUAGUGAGCUGCCACAAUAUGGUUUUGCAUAACACUGAUCCAACUGCUCACGCUGAGGUCACUGCAAUAAGAGAGGCUUGCAAAAAGCUGAAUCAAAUUGAGCUCUCGGACUGCGAAAUCUAUGCAUCUUGCGAGCCAUGUCCGAUGUGCUUUGGAGCUAUUCAUCUCUCAAGAAUUAAGAGAUUGGUUUAUGGAGCGAAAGCUGAGGCUGCCAUUGCAAUCGGGUUUGAUGAUUUUAUUGCAGAUGCAUUGAGAGGCACUGGAUUUUAUCAAAAAGCUCACUUGGAAAUCAAGAAAGCUGAUGGAACUGGUGCUGUUAUUGCUGAACAAGUGUUCGAGAAGACCAAGGCAAAGUUCGCAAUGUACUGAUUGUUUCUUCUCUUUUUUUAAUUAUGGGGAGCUCUCAGAAAUAAUCAAAUUCAUCUUUGUACUUCGUUGAAGACUUUCAUUUUAAUGAACUAUUAAUGGAAAAUGAAAAGUCAAAAGUUAUUUCAGUAUCUAUCAUUCUACAGCUCAACCGACUUCUUUGAAAUCAAGUGUAUAUUUCGAAGUUCUUUCUUUUCUUUCAAAAAAGUGUAUACUUCUAACUUAGAUAUGAUCCCAAUGUAUUUACCUAACUUCGGUGUCA
Molecule: messenger RNA, 1222 nt
Organism: Cannabis sativa
Lineage: Eukaryota; Viridiplantae; Streptophyta; Magnoliopsida; Rosales; Cannabaceae
Product: guanosine deaminase-like
Exons: 5
Coding region: 415-963 (182 amino acids)
Biological process (GO): purine nucleoside catabolic process
Molecular function (GO): guanosine deaminase activity; zinc ion binding
Source: RefSeq, a predicted model, not a curated record